Molecule: messenger RNA, 1223 nt
Organism: Aspergillus glaucus CBS 516.65
Lineage: Eukaryota; Fungi; Ascomycota; Eurotiomycetes; Eurotiales; Aspergillaceae
Exons: 3
Coding region: 301-1182 (293 amino acids)
Source: RefSeq, a predicted model, not a curated record
GUUUGAGCCGCGUGCUUACUCUUCUUCCCCUCUCUCGUCUCACCUUGUUUGAUUUCUUACUGAGGGGUGCACCUCGAGUUUUUCAUCCUGAUACUCUUUGAUACUGUUGAUGCCCGAGAUGGCCGGAUAUUAAUGACUGGAGCUGGCUUUAUUUGAUUCUGCUGCCAUCUGUGAUAGGCUAUUCAGACGUACUUUUCUUUAUUCACGACCAGUCUUAUUGACCACGGAACCCGCAUCUUAUUCACAGAACCCGCAUCUUAUUCACAGAACCCGCAUCUUAUUCAAAGAAAACCAUACCAUAUGCCAUCAUUUGAACCUCCCCCAGACGCAGUCGAUCCUAGCGGCAAUGGCUCGUCCGAUUCAGGGAACGGCGAGAAUGGAGCCUCUAAUAAUCUGUGGUCGAACACUGCAUCACAAGCACCCUCACCGACCUCAUCUAACGUAGCACCAUCUCAAAGCACAACCAGCGGUGCUAUUAGCAGUCCCAAAGCCAAAUCCAAUUCCAACAGCCACGGCGACGGUGGCUUGAGAACAAACACCAAAAUCGCCAUCGCCAUCCCCGUUGCCGUUGGCGGCGCAGCUCUCAUCGCAGCACUCGUAUUCCUAGUCCUCUACAUGCGCCGACGCAAGCAACGCAGAGCAGCAGGAGAAGCACAUACACCGGUCAAUUCACAAGUACACAUACCAAAAGGACAUGCUCACGGACAAGCAACACCGCGGAUGGAAAUGGCCACUGCCACAGCUCCUGUCCCAGCUGCACCGAACGAUAAUAACUGGACAAUGCCCUCCCAAACACACAACCUGCAACCACCCUUCGACGGUCCCCUCCCACAACAACACAAUUCAACCCCUGUUCUCCCAGAAACGUACCGCUCAAGUGAUCCCGGUAUGGGAAUCGGAUUAGCUCUAACACCCGAGCACCCGGUUCCCUCACCAUCACCACCGUCAGCGGGUGUAGGCGCGGAGUUCCCGCGCGCAAGGUCACCGUUUAAUCAUCCCGAUGAUACGUUAUCGGAUAUUUCGAGGGUUAGUGGACGGCGACGGGGUGUUGAUGGUGACGGUGGUGGUGAUGCGGAUGCGGAUGCGGAUCGGGCGAGUGUUAUUUCUUCUGUUUCGUCGAUUGAUGAGCAUGAGCAUGGACAUGGACAUGGACAUGGUAAUCGGGGAUUUGAUGGGCAUUAAUGCGUUUAGUUUUAGUUUGGUUUUGAGUAAUGGAUGCGUAC